Messenger RNA from Leguminivora glycinivorella, 3701 nucleotides. RefSeq names its product probable methylcrotonoyl-CoA carboxylase beta chain, mitochondrial (gene Mccc2). Gene Ontology annotation, molecular function: methylcrotonoyl-CoA carboxylase activity. Bases 74 to 1747 code for a protein of 557 amino acids. The transcript is spliced from 2 exons. Gene Ontology annotation, biological process: L-leucine catabolic process. NCBI's taxonomy places the organism in Eukaryota, Metazoa, Arthropoda, Insecta, Lepidoptera, Tortricidae. The record is from RefSeq and is a predicted model, not a curated record. Gene Ontology annotation, cellular component: mitochondrion; methylcrotonoyl-CoA carboxylase complex.
AUAACGGCGUGUUAUCAUCAGUAGCGCGGCAACCAGUCGCCGGCCGCACGUGUCGCCGUAUUAUAUUAACAAAAUGUUAAGAACACUGAGAGGUGUUCAGCGUUUAAGCGGACAAUGCCGCCCCUACAGCCAAGCCACGGUUAUUGGCAGCGAGCCGAACAGAAGCGACCCUACGUACUUGGAAAAUAAGGCGAGAAUGGACGAUCUCGUUGCCGAGCUUCGCCAAAAAACAAGUGACGUUAUACGCGGCGGGUCGGAGGACGCCGUGAGGAGGCACACGGAGCGCGGCAAGCUGCUCGUGCGAGACAGAAUAAACCGGCUCGUCGACGAGGGCAGCGACGUACUCGAGCUGAGCACGCUCGCGGCCACCGACAUGUACAAAAACCAGGUCCCCGGGGCUGGCAUCGUUACAGCGAUCGGCAAGGUUCACGGUCAAGAAUGCGUGAUAGUUGCGAACGACUCUACUGUCAAAGGAGGCACGUAUUUCCCGAUGACGAUCAAGAAACAUUUGCGCGCGCAGGCGAUUGCGCACGAGUGCCGGCUUCCUUGCAUUUACCUCGUCGACUCCGGAGGCGCUCACUUACCGGAUCAGGCCGACGUGUUCCCUGACAGGGAGCACUUCGGACGGAUAUUCUACAAUCAGGCUAAUAUGUCAGCCGAGGGCAUACCUCAGAUAGCUGUCGUUAUGGGCUCGUGCACGGCCGGCGGCGCAUACAUUCCUAGCAUGUCAGAUGAGAGCAUUAUUGUUAAAAAUCAAGGUACGAUUUUCUUGGCCGGCCCACCUUUAGUAAAAGCAGCUACGGGGGAAGUAGUUACCGCGGAAGAAUUAGGAGGUGCAGAUCUUCAUUGCCGGCAAUCCGGUGUGACAGAUCAUUACGCGCAAAACGACGAGCAUGCUCUGUUAUUAGCUAGAAACGUUGUUGCCAAUCUAAAUAGUAAUGCUGACCGAAUGGUUCGAGUGCAAACUCCUAAGGUAGAAGAGCCAAAGUUUGACAUUGAGGACCUGCACGGGAUCGUAAAUGCGAAUUUACAAAGACCUUAUGAUGUCCGAGAAGUUAUAGCAAGAAUCGUCGAUGGUAGUAGAUUCCAUGAAUUUAAAGAGUUGUAUGGUGAUACUUUAGUGUGCGGAUUCGCAUCCAUUUACGGACACCCCGUUGGUGUGAUAGGAAAUAAUGGAGUGCUGUUGUCUGAGUCUGCUUUGAAGGGUGCCCACUUUAUACAGCUGUGUGCAGCGAGGAAGAUACCUUUGUUGUUCCUGCAAAACAUUAACGGUUUCAACGUUGGUCGAGAGGCUGAAGCGGGUGGCAUUGCCAAGAAUGGUGCUAAAAUGGUGACUGCUGUUAGCUGUUUCAAGGGUCCUAAGAUCACUGUUCUUGUAGGUGGAAGUUUUGGCGCAGGCAACUAUGGUAUGUGCGGACGUGCAUAUUCCCCAAGCUUCCUUUACAUGUGGCCGAACUCCAGGAUUUCAGUGAUGGGUGGUCCUCAAGCCGCGACUGUUCUGUCGUUAGUUUCUAAAGCUAAAGCUGAGCGGGAAGGGAAACAGUGGACUGAAGAGGAUGACAGGAAAGUCAGAGCACCAUUGGAGGAAAAGUUCGAAAGGGAAGGCCGGCCAUACUACAGCACUGCCCGUUUAUGGGACGACGGUAUUGUAGCUCCAAAAGACACUAGAAAAGUUAUAGGACUAAGUUUAUCCGCUGCCUUGAAUGCACCGUUCAGGGAAAGCAAAUUUGGCAUAUUUAGAAUGUAAAACUGUGUGUGCCGAGACAAUGAGAGGCUAUCAAAGUGACAUUAAUAUUAAACGGAGUCUCGAACAAUGGGCUCUUUAUAAUAAGCAUUUUUUACUAAAGUUGGAACCUGUUUCUCGUUAUGUCUUGCUUGUUUUGUAAUUUGUUAAAAGAUUUUGCAAGUUGUUCCAGCUAAUCGAGAACAUUUAAAAUUAAAUGAUGAUUAUCUUCGUGUUCAUGUUUUGAAAGGGCCAGUCGUGUUUUUGUAUGUUCAAUAAUGAUGCAAAAUGUUGACGAUGAUUUCAUAAUCAUGUAAAUGACUACAGAAACGUUCUCUAUUUAAUCAUAAUUAGGUACAUUUCGUAUCUUAUCACCCUGUUGUGAGCUCGCCGUGUGGUUGUGAUAAUUUUCUGAUUUAAAACGUUGUUGAAAAUAAAAGAGCUGAUAUUUAUUUAAGUUUAAUUAUCUACUUCAUUACCAAAACCAACACCUUCAUCGUCCCGUUAUCAGAACAAAUAUUUAUUUGCCGAAUAAUACAUGAAACUCUUAGAUUGUGUUUUAUUCUCAUAAAAUCACAACUUUGUAUGAAACUAUGUUAGUAGUGCUCGGAAUUUUACGUUUCUUUAUAAGUUCAUUACGUAAUUGAAUUACAAGUAUCAUGAUUAUGACACAUGUAAUCAAAACGACGUAAUCUUUAAUAAAAAAACUUAUUGUAAUUGUAAAUUAUACGUGUUGUUUUUGCACAUUAAUAACAUCAUUAAGAAAAGUUCGUAAGAAUUGCCUUUAAGUCUAGAUAAGGAUACUAAUAUUACCACUAAAGUGUAAAACUAGGUAAUAUUGCACGGAUUGCACAAAAAAAUUUUAAAAAUGUCCUUAUGUACAUAAACACAAACUAAAAACCGGUUUAAAAAUCUAAGAAUAACACUUCCUUAUCCUACAGACGUGAAACUGAAAGGCUAACACCUCAAAUUAUAAUAACAAUCUAAUCACCUGCACUCUCGAUCUACAGUGCGAUAAAAACCUGAUUUACAUUGCUAAUCGGGCUCGGUGACCUGCGUAUGCGCCGGCAUGCUUAUUGCUUUGAUUAACCAGUAUAACUUGAGACUUGUCAUCAGUAAUAUUAUAAUUUAUGUGUAGUUUUUUAUAUUAUUACUUCGGUAAACAAGUAUAUCGUCACUACUUUUAAAAAAUCUCGUAUCUCACGCUAAUCCUCAAAGUUAAAACGCAGUAAGUCUAUACGCAUUCCAUACAUACUUACUACAAUUUUCUUUUCAUUGACAGACGAAGAUACAAGUUUUUUUUUAAAGUAGUGACGAUAUUACUGUUCGCCUGAUGGUAAUCAGGCACUUAAAACUUAUGACCACUGCAACUCCCUAGUCUCCCCACCCUUGACGAGCUCUGGAAACCUUAUUUGUCAACAGGAACAAAACACUAUGCUAUGUACCUAUUAAGUAUACUUAUGCUGUACUGAAGUAGAGCUACUUAGGCUAGUUACUUAUUUGGCUGCGUUUUUUUAUGAACGAAGAAGACAAAAAAUGAAGGAUCUGCCCCCUGUGGCCGAUUUCUCAAAACUGAAAGUUACACCAGUUAAUAACCCAUCCACCCACCAGUGCCCAUGCUGCGCUUAGUUCAAUUGGUCGCUUGUAUACUCCUAGCGAGGAACGAUUGAACAUCAUCGAAUACUAAAAUGUCAAAAACAGUUCUGAGUUCACAUUACACUGGUAGUUUAGUUGCACUAAGGUAUGUUACGAAAAUAGUGGCUUUAUGCUGACUUUCAAAGUUCAAGUUUAACAAAAGAAUGGUAUUUUUAAUUAUUAACUGUUUAUGAGAAACAAGGUCAGACAUUUGUUGUUUUCAGUAAUUAGUUGGUCUUUAUUGUGUGAACUUUGUGCGAGUGUAAUUAUUAAUAUUAAUGCUACGGUUGUUAGGAAGUGUACCGGAUAUAAUUUGAUGGAUUAAAAGAGGGAGAACUUUUCA